UGGCCUGUAACAUGAGUAAAAAAUUAAACUGUAGGCUGUACUCCUCAUACUGACCAACAUUUGUUCAGCAACUUUUAAAAAUAACUUGUAGUUUGAUUUUUAAUACACUUUAAAGUUUAUUCUAAGACGCAAUGUAAUGCGAAUUUUGUUAUGUUUAAGGUGUGACAAGCAACGUCAAUCACAAUGAUAUGGCGUGGCGAUGGCGUCCAUUGAAGAUAAUAUUUAUUUUGUAUGAAAAAUAGGGAGUCUAAAUACUUCAUAAUUUUUAAAAGUUGUUGAACAAAAUGUCACCGUUUGAGGAGUACAAUCUAGGUUUUAAUUAUUUGCUCGUGUUACAGGCCACACCCGGUACCUAUUACCUCCUAUUUAUAAACAAACCCUAAGUUACUAUAAUAAUAUCUAUAAAACAGAUGAUCACCGACUCUAUUUGGCUUUACAUGCGUAUAAUGUGACUUUCAGAUUGAAGCAGAUUUUGACGCUAUGCAUCCGCAUUGCGAACUUAAUUUGUUUAAAAAAUGGCCAUCAUUUAUGGAAAAAGCAAGACCAAUACUGAAAAAUCUUAAAUCACCGGACAUAAAUUUACUGGAUGAAAACCUUCAGGAAGAUGCCACGAACUACAUUUUCUUCAAAUUAAUGUCGUGCAAGAUGUCGCCUACCGUUAAAGUGCCAAUCAAAGAAAAUGGAAAAAAAAGAUUUUACAAACCCAGCAUUGUGGAGUCGCAGAAUUCAUUUAUUUUACACGUUACGAACCAGAGUGAAAUCAAAAAUAAACUGGAGCAAUACCAGAAAAUGCAUCUAUCCAGAGGAACCACCUUCCAACCGCUGGUGAUUGCCGUCGGACCAACGAGCAAGGACUUGAAGGAUUUUUACGUAGCGGUUGAGUCAGUUCUCUACAAGGUAGAUCAACUGCUAAAAGCUGUCGACGUGUGUUUCAAAGUAAUUCACGUAACCAACGUUCAAUACCCGCUAGAAUGUUUAAGUAUAUGGUCAUUUAUCCAAAAAUAUUUUUAUAACUUGCACAACAAAAAUGACAAGAAAAUUUCUUCCGUCUAUUGCUUUAUAUCAGAUCUGACUGACUAAUUGAGCAUCUUUCAAGGACUUAAGAAUUUUUGUGACUAUAGGGAUAAUAGUCUAGUAACAAUGUUUAUUUGCUUCAUGUGUUCGAUCGAAACAGCAAACCAUCAAGAUCUUAUUCAUCAUUACAAAACUAGUCACAAUCUCGGUCAUAACUCGAUAUAUCGAUGUGCACAAUCGAAUUGUUUCAGAGCAUUUCAAAGUUUGCGUUCCUUUCGUCGUCAUAUAGUUAGUCAUAAUGUCUCGGACCGGAAUAUAUAUUCAGAAUUAGCCCCGUCGCUUAAUUUUAACACUGAUAACAUGAUCGAAAAUUACAAUAAUUUAGACAUAACAGAUAAUACUCAGGAUUUUUGUAAUGUAAAUUCACCCACAACCUUUUUAGAUACUUCUGCGUCAAGGGCACUUGCACCCACAGUAGGUUAAGUUUUUAAAUGCAUGAGAAGAUACCUAGCAUCUCAUUAAUAUAACAUAUACUUUUAAUCUAUUUUUUUAUCUAUUACUUGUACUAGAAGAUAUUAGGUUAUAGGUUCGCUUACGAGUAGACUACAGCGUGUGAAUUUUCGUUAGUGUAACUUGUUAUUUAUGGAAAAAGCUCGCUAGGGUCCCCUUGACCCGUAAUAUGGUGAAAAGAUUUGCUGGCUAUGGAUGAGGCCUUGGUGGCUCAGAUGGCAGCGCGCUGGAGUAUCGAUCCAGAGGCCGUGAGUUCAAGUCUCACACAAGAGAAUAAUUUUUCCACUUAUCAAAAAAAAGUUUGUCAAAAAUGACCUUUUUAUUUAUUAAGAGUGAUCAAUGUAUUGUGGGUACCUAUUUGAUUUCUGGUUUUUAUAAUGCAGGGUCCUUUUUUGAGUUUUAAUUUUACUCGAUUUUUCUUAGUUUGAGAACCAUGUACAAAUUCUGGAUUAAACUUGUCAUGCUUAACUGUGCGUGAAAAUGGUAUCUGAAGAAGAUGAAGAAGACUUUAAUAUAAACACUCACUACGCUCAGGAUUCAUAUUUAUUUACACUUCACUAUAUUAAUUUUGUACUAAGCAGAAACGUCUGCAAGCGAAAUUUCAAUUUUAUAAUUGAAAGAAAAAAUGGAAAUGUUCACCGCGUUGAGAUUAUUUGAUGUAAUUUCUCGAGCCCAGUCUUGAAUAAUAUUCUCUCCUUGAUAUUUGGGAUCAGCUCUUUCAGCUCGGGAUCCUGAAUUUUUUCCAUAAGUUUUAAAGUUAUGUCAUUAUCUGAAAGUUAGUUACUUACUUAGAUAAAUAUGGUAGGACUUCCUUAAGUUGAGUUUCGUAGAAUUACAUUUCUUGUUUUGUAAACCCCAAAAGACACACAUAAUUUUAUUUAUAUGAGCCUAGAGUGUCCCACUGCUGGGCAAAGGCCUCCCUCCUCCCUUUCCACGUAUCCCGGGUACCGUCCUCGAUAUGACGUUAAACUGUCGUGCACUUUUAAGUGUAUUCUACCAAAUCAGGGCGCAUUUAAUAUUAGUGCGGCCUAGUUUGGUCUACUGGUGCUAAGACAGGGUAUCAGUUUAGGGUGGCAGCGGAUGAACAUCUAGUAUGUCAACGGUGGCGCCCACGAGCCGAGUUAGCAGGCUUACGGUCUACUCACCAACACGCACUGGACGAGCGUGGUGAGGUAAACGUCCAAACCCCUCCAACAUGAAACGAAUGAAACACAUAAUCAUUUUUACUAUUCUCUAUCUCGGGCAUGACAAGUUUAAUCCAAAAUUUGUACAUUCUCAAACUAAGUAAAAUUAAAAUUCAACAUACAUAACCUACCUUCCUGAAGGUUUUCAUCCAGUAAAUUUAUGUCCGCUGAUUUAAGAUUUUUCAGUAUUGGUCUUGCUUUUUCCAUAAAUAAUGGCCAUUUUUUAAACAAAUUAAGUUCGCAAUGCGGAUGCAUAGCGUCAAAAUCUGGUUCAAUCUGAAAGUCACAUUACGCACGUAAAGCCAAAUGAUCAUCUGUUUUAUAGAUGUUAUUAUAGUCACUAGGGUUUGUUUAUGAAUAGGAGGUAAUAUAUACUUAAAAAAAAACUGAAAUGGUCAUAUUCUGAAUACCGAUGAAUCCAAGUAUAAUACAAAAAGCAUACCAAUUUAUAUCCUAGACUCGCCUUAAGGCUAGGCCAUUCUGUAAGAAUAUCCUGUAUUGUAUUUUUUUCUUCACCAUUUUAUGGUGCAUUAUCCGCAUGUCAUAAAGCAAGUAGGACCUUUGAGACUAAUAUGGUGUAUGAGGGCUACUUGCACCAUUCACUAACCCGGGGCUAACCGGUUAAAUCUGGAGUUACGAUGGUUACCAGUGCAAUUUGCCAGUGGGUUAACAGUUUAACCAAUUAACCCCGGGCUAGUGGAAUGGUGCAAGUGGGCGUUAAACGGCUACUGGAGUUCCAAGUUACGUUUCUGCUUGUUAAAAUUGAAAAUUAGAGCCAAAUGAUCAUCUGUUUUAUAGAUGUUAUUAUAGUCACUAGGGUUUGUUUAUGAAUAGGAGGUAAUAUAUACUUAAAAAAAAACUGAAAUGGUCAUAUUCUGAAUACCGAUGAAUCCAAGUAUAAUACAAAAAGCAUACCAAUUUAUAUCCUAGACUCGCCUUAAGGCUAGGCCAUUCUGUAAGAAUAUCCUAUAUUGUAUUUUUUUCUUCAGCGAUAAAUGCCGCUCUGUAUUUUCAGGCCCCAAUUCCACAUCGGU
Messenger RNA from Cydia fagiglandana, 3742 nucleotides. RefSeq lists its product as uncharacterized. The record is from RefSeq and is a predicted model, not a curated record. NCBI's taxonomy places the organism in Eukaryota, Metazoa, Arthropoda, Insecta, Lepidoptera, Tortricidae. The coding region runs from base 481 to 1080 and encodes 199 amino acids. The transcript has 3 exons.